AUGCUUCUUCUAGACUACCACAACGUUCUCAUCCACACUCUCCUGACGGAGCGGUUUUCUGGGUACAGCUUCCCCCUCUCCCCGCCUCCGCUAGCCCCGCCCGCGUCAGUCGAUCAGGUCGUCUCAGAUUUCGACGGAGUUACGUUUCAUUUGUCGACGCCCGAGACCAAGACCCAGAUCCUCAUCUCCAUCCACGUGAAAUGCUUCCGCGAGCUGGUUCAGUAUGGGGCGCAGGAGGUGUUGGAAAGGGAAUACGGAUCCUACAUUGUCGCCCCGGAGCCCGGUUAUGAUUUCUCGGUCCUAAUUGACCUGGAAAACCUCCCUGCCGAACAGGAGGCGAAAGACGAACUUGCCAUGCGCCUUGCUCUGAUGAAGCGCAAUGCUAUGGCUGCCCCGUUCGAGAGGGCUUUCGAUGAGUUCGCUAAGCUCUCCGAGGAAGCCUCGAAAUACACCUCUGAAUCGGCGCCCCAGGGAAUCAAGGAAGGAGGUGAGGUGAUGGCUAUCCAUUACCGAGAGGAGGAAGCCUUCUACAUCAAGGCCAACAAUGACCGAGUCACCGUCAUCUUCAGCACCGUCUUCCGGGAAGAGACCGACCGAAUCUUUGGCAAGGUUUUCUUGCAGGAGUUUGUCGAUGCCAGACGGCGUGUUUUGACUCUGCAGAACGCUCCUCAAGUGCUGUUUAGAAACGAUCUUCCUCUGGAACUUGAGGGUGUCCCCGGCCUCCAGGACCCCGGUGACGGCACGAUGAGCUAUGUCACUUUUGUUCUUUUCCCUCGUCACCUGACGCCUCAACGGCGUUAUGAAAACAUCUCCCAUAUUCAGAUCUUCCGAGACUAUUUCCACUACCACAUCAAGGCCUCCAAGGCCUAUAUCCACACCCGAAUGCGCAAGAGGACGGCCGACUUCCUUCAAGUACUCAACCGAGCGCGGCCGGAAAAUGAGGAGCGGGAGAGGAAGACUGCCAGCGGUCGUACCUUCAGGGCCAUCGACUUUAAUUGGACCGAGAUUCCCAAGGAACUGGGUCAUGUCACACAAUCACUGCAAGGAGAGUUUCGGGUUCAUCGUAAGACGACGACUGACGAGAAGAAGGAGUUAGAACAACCCCUCCCCAACUGUCCCAACUUCCCAAAGUCCCAAAUGGACCUGACUCGGUGCCAAAGGAUCCUUGUGGAGCGUUCCGAGUCAUUGUUAUUGGGCGGAAUUGUUCGGAUAAAUGAAGACGAAUGGGCCAGGUCCCAACUCCACCACCUAGAUAUGCAACUUUUGCUUAGUGUCGACGACUCUGCAUGGUUGCUUUUGCGAUUCCAACAGGCGGGAUUUUAG
Messenger RNA from Aspergillus affinis, 1323 nucleotides. RefSeq names its product actin-related protein 2/3 complex subunit 2. Gene Ontology annotation, molecular function: structural constituent of cytoskeleton; actin filament binding. Gene Ontology annotation, cellular component: actin cytoskeleton; Arp2/3 protein complex. Gene Ontology annotation, biological process: Arp2/3 complex-mediated actin nucleation; actin filament polymerization. The record is from RefSeq and is a predicted model, not a curated record. Lineage: Eukaryota; Fungi; Ascomycota; Eurotiomycetes; Eurotiales; Aspergillaceae. Bases 1 to 1323 code for a protein of 440 amino acids. The transcript is spliced from 6 exons.